CCCAAACCCUCCCUUACCGGCUUCGAUCCUGCUAAAUUUGCUGCUGCCGCCGGACAACCGAAGAAUGACCCAUGGGCACGAGCUGAAGCCUGGAGAUAUACCGGACCUUUCACACGCUGGAACCGCUUCAAGGGAUCCUUUCCCGGUCUCGGCAUUGCUUCUGUAGCUUUCGCCGGCUACCUGGUAUACGAGCAGAUGUUCAUGCAGACGUCACAUGGACAUGGAGAGGGCCAC
Sphaerulina musiva SO2202 is the source of this 234-nucleotide messenger RNA. RefSeq lists its product as uncharacterized. Gene Ontology annotation, cellular component: mitochondrion. The annotation marks the transcript as partial. The transcript has 2 exons. The record is from RefSeq and is a predicted model, not a curated record. Lineage: Eukaryota; Fungi; Ascomycota; Dothideomycetes; Mycosphaerellales; Mycosphaerellaceae. Gene Ontology annotation, biological process: mitochondrial respiratory chain complex I assembly; electron transport chain.